Molecule: messenger RNA, 2206 nt
Organism: Hevea brasiliensis (rubber tree)
Lineage: Eukaryota; Viridiplantae; Streptophyta; Magnoliopsida; Malpighiales; Euphorbiaceae
Exons: 5
Coding region: 908-2053 (381 amino acids)
Biological process (GO): base-excision repair
Molecular function (GO): DNA-3-methyladenine glycosylase activity
Source: RefSeq, a predicted model, not a curated record
CUCAUUUGGUCUUUAACCCCUCUCUCUACCUCUCUCUCUGAUACACAGAGAAGAAGAAUUCAAUUCUGUUCUCUUUGUAGAUCGACUUCAUUCUCCGGCCAGUCGUAUUUUCUUGGCAGUUUUCUCGGGAAAAAAGGAAAAAGAGAAAACAAAGUAAGCCAUGAAAACUGUAAAUUCCAUAGGGAAUGUGUCAGCUUUAUGUACAAUGUGAAGGGACUGAAACGACAGUUUUGAAAAACCCCACCUAUACUUCGUUUUGGGAGGUAAUAGAGCUUCUCUACCUAUAUCGUUUUAACAAUGCAGAACGGAAUCUUUAUGCUUCGAGGCUUUCUAUUUCUCUCUCUCUGUCUUUAAUAUACAAUCAUUUUUUUUCCUUUUUUUUUUAAAAUAUCUUUUGAGCUGUGUAUAAAACCCAUAAGCUUUGGUCAAAAGUUGAAACCAUUUUUUGUUGUCCAUUUUGAUGAGGUGAUUUUGUAUGGGUUUCUGUUUUUUGAGCUGAUUAGAAGAUACGGAUAGGAGGGUUUUGGUGGGUUUUAUAAAGGUGUGUAUUUCAUUUUGAGUGAAUACUGGUGGAUUUACUAUUGUAAAUUUUGGUGUUGAGGGUUAAAAGCCAAGAUCUCUGUUGGUGUAGCUUCAAGAUUAUGGUUGAUGAAUGCAGUUUUCUAGAACAAGAUAAACCAUAUAAGAUUUUGAUACUUAAGCCUUUCGCGUUGAUUUGAUGUUCAGCAAUUGGCAGAAAAAUGGGGGUCUUAUUGAAUUCCCUAGGUGGGUUUAUGGUGGUUUGUUUAAUUUUGGGGCAGAUUUGAACAAAGUGGGAAGUUGCUAAAGUUUGCAAAAUUAGAUUAUUUUUGAGGGAAAGAAGCUGAAGAUCUCUUGAAAAUCGGUGUUGGGUAUAGGUGUUGUAACAAUGUCAGGAGCUACAAGAGUGAAGUCAAUGAAUGUGGCUGAUUCUGAGACCAGGCCUGUGUUAGGACCUACUGGGAACAACAAGGCAGGUUCAUUAAGUGCACGGAAACCUGCUUCCAAACAAUUGAGAAAGGUUGAAACAUCGCCUGAGGAAGUUACAUUAGGUGAAGAGAAGAAGGCACUUAGUGUGUCUACUGGCAGUGCUCUAUCCGGCAAAUCACAUUCUGUUAGCGCUUCUUCUGUGCUUCGUCGCCAUGAGCAGUUGUUGCAUUCGAAUUUAUCACUGAACGCUUCUUGUUCAUCUGAUGCCUCCACGGAUUCAUUCCAUAGCCGAGCAUCUACAGGUAGAUUAAUACGGACCACUAGUUUGGGAAGUAGGAGGAAGCCAUAUGCUUCAAAGCCAAGAAGUGUUGUCUCUGAUGGGAGUUUAGAAUCUCCACCACCUUCUGACGGUUCACAGCCCAAGAAGAGCUGUGCUUGGGUAACACCAAAUACCGAUCCUUGUUAUGUUGCUUUCCAUGAUGAAGAAUGGGGAGUUCCAGUACAUGAUGACAAGAAAUUGUUUGAGCUUCUUGCUCUUUCGGGUGCUUUGGCUGAACUUACUUGGCCUGCCAUUCUAAGCAAAAGACACAUAUUUAGGGAAGUUUUUGUAGAUUUUGAUCCAAUUUCUGUCUCAAAAUUUAAUGAGAAAAAGAUGAUGGCAUCAGGAAGCACUGCAAUCUCCUUAUUAUCAGAAGUUAAAUUGCGUGCAAUCAUUGAGAAUGCGCGUCAAAUAUCCAAGGUCAUAGAUGAGUUUGGGUCAUUUGACAAGUAUAUUUGGAGCUUUGUGAACUACAAGCCUAUAGUUAGUAGAUUCCGGUAUCCCCGCCAGAUUCCUGUCAAAACUCCAAAAGCAGAUGUAAUAAGCAAAGAUCUAGUUAGAAGAGGAUUUCGCGCCGUAGGGCCGACGGUUGUCUACUCAUUCAUGCAGGUAGCGGGGUUAACAAACGAUCAUCUCAGGAGUUGCUUCAGAUUUCAGGAGUGUAUAAAUGCAGCAGAAGGGAAAGAAGAAAAUGGGGUUGGCAAGGUUGAAGGUAUGAUAACUGAUGUUGUCAUGGAGUCCAAAUUAUCUAUAGCUAUGGAUGAAUUGAGUUUCUCGUCAGAAUGAUGGUGGCACGGAUAGCAGCAGAUUCAGUCAUCAGUUUAUCCUAGUAACUAAUUCACGGCAAUGAAGGUGUUCUUGUGUAUAAAAUUUCAUGAAUUCUUACGUGUCAUGAAUUCCUAGAUUUUGUAGAUUACUAAAAGUGAAUUAAUCAACUGA